Pleurotus ostreatus (oyster mushroom) is the source of this 1344-nucleotide messenger RNA. RefSeq lists its product as uncharacterized. The transcript has 11 exons. Gene Ontology annotation, cellular component: fungal-type vacuole membrane. The record is from RefSeq and is a predicted model, not a curated record. NCBI's taxonomy places the organism in Eukaryota, Fungi, Basidiomycota, Agaricomycetes, Agaricales, Pleurotaceae. Bases 1 to 1344 code for a protein of 447 amino acids. Gene Ontology annotation, molecular function: transmembrane transporter activity. Gene Ontology annotation, biological process: transmembrane transport.
AUGGCCUAUCAGGCUUGGAAUCCCCCUCCGCCCUCAAUGGAUGUAGAAACUGCUCAUACGUCUUCUUUACAAAGUCUAGACGAGAAGAGGACCUCCCUCUCGUCUGGGCAGCCAGUAUUGAAGCUAGCACCGCCCGCCCCACAGGUCGACGGAGGCAAGCGGGCGUGGUGCACGCUUGUUGGGGGUAUCCUAAUCACGACAGUCACAUUUGGAUACUCGAACUCCUUCGGCGUUUAUCAAGACAUCUACACCAGGUCGCAUGCGGCGUCAGCAUCCAGCGUGAGCUGGAUUGGGUCCACCCAGCUGUUCUUCCUUUUCGCUGUGGGACUUCCUGCCGGGAAGCUCAUGGACAUGGGUUAUAUGCGGUAUACCAACAUCAUUGGAACAAUAAUCUACGUCUUCUCGUUAUUCAUGGUGUCGCUUGCGCACACGGAUACAUAUUAUCAGGUGUACCUUGCGCAAGGACUUGGGCUGGGAAUCGGUGCGGGGAUUCUAUAUAUCCCUGCCUUGGGCGUACAAGCCCACCACUGGAAACGCCAUAGGGGCUUCGCGAUGGGCGUUGUUGUUACAGGGUCGUCUAUGGGAGGCAUCUUCUUCCCGAUAAUGUUGAACCAACUGUUCAAAAGCUCAAAGGUUGGCUUUGAAUGGGGGGUUCGUGCGAGUGCCUUCCUCGUGCUGGGGAUCCUGGUGAUAGCAAACCUGCUGAUAAGCGAUAACCCUUCGGCCAAAGAUGACUCCGAAAAGCCAUCGCUGAAGAAUAUACUUACGGAUGUCCCAUAUUUGUUGGCGUCUUUUGGUCUUUUCGCCAUCUCUUUGGGGAUCUUCUUCCCAUACUUCUACCUUCAGCUGUAUGCAAUCUUGCAUGGAGUAGACCCCAAUAUAGCGUUCUAUACGUUGGCUAUCAUGAACGGCGCGGCGCUCCCAGGGAGAAUUUUCCCCGGACUCCUUGCGGAUCGUUUCGGGCCUUUCACUGUUAUCGUGCCAGUAACAUUACUCAACGUCGUCUUUAUGUUUGCGUUAUUCGGGGACAAUUCAGUGGGCAGCACAAUUGCCUUCGCUAUACUGUACGGCAUAUCGUCCGGAGCAUUCUUGACACUCUGUGCGCCCUGCGCGACUACUCUCGCUCGUCAUCCAAAUGAAGUGGGCGUACGACUUGGCUUUGGAUUCUGUUUAUCGGGUUUCGCAGCUCUCAUUGGAGCACCGAUCGAUGGCGCACUGCUUGGGCACACGUUUCCUUGGGCGAGACCUAUCAUUUUCAGUGGGGUAUGCAUGUUCGUUGGCCUUGUCUCUCUAGCGACAGUGCGUCAAAUGCUUGUGAGACAAAGGGGAACCAACCAUGUUUGA